AUGAUUUUCAUAUCUUUUGGAUUUAUUUUUAAUCGUGCAAAGAUGAGGGCCUACAGAAAGGCGGCGCUGAUGGAGGCUCUGACGGCCCGACGCGAUGAAGACGACGAUGAGGAAGAGGACGUGGCCACCGAGGAGGACUACGCGUGCAAGAUGGCCCGAUUCAGCUCGUCCAAGGAGAACCAGGAGUUGGCCCAGCGAUUCGUGCAGCUGGACCGCGACGAUGAGACCGAGGCCUUCAUCGCCAACUGUCGGUCGUGGAGCGGCAGCAGCGGCGCCCUGUGGAAGGACUUCAUGUCGUGCUGCCUCCGCUCGUGCUGCUCCCUCACCACCACCAACGCCCUCCUCCGCAUCGGCUCCAUGCACGUCCUCUCCUCCCAACACAUCCGCACCCUCCUCGCCGACGAGGCGCGGGGUCGGCUGCUGGACGUGGGCGCUGGUGACGGAAACGUGACGAUGAAGUACCGGCCGUUCUUCCAGGAGAUCAUCACCACCGAGGUCAACGGUGCGAUGGCCAAGCGACUUCGCGAGCGAGGGUUCCCCUGUGUACAGACACCAGAGGUGACGAGGGAGGCGUUGGCGGCGGGCCUGCAGCUCAAGUCGUACAGCGGAGACCAGCUGACCUUUGACGUGGUGAGCUGCCUCAACGUGCUCGACCGUUGCCCGGCGCCCAAGACCCUCCUGCGCCAGAUUCGCGACAUUCUGCGACCCGAGACAGGGGUGUUGCUGUUGGCGGUGGUGUUGCCGUUCUGUCCGUUUGUGGAGAGCGGCCCUGCGUGGAGUCAAGUCGAACCGGACGAAGUGCUGCCGGUCUACUCCUCGCGCUGGGAGAAUGCCGUUCAGGAUUUGGUCCACAAGGUGUUCACGCCGUUGGGCUUCCGGGUGAAGAGUUUCUCGCGGGUGCCCUAUCUCUGCUGCGGUAUGGCGCCCAACCAGCCGGUCCUGCAGCUCGACGACGCCAUCUUCGUCCUCACGCCCAACACCGACGCCCCCUGA
Molecule: messenger RNA, 993 nt
Organism: Acanthamoeba castellanii str. Neff
Lineage: Eukaryota; Discosea; Longamoebia; Acanthamoebidae
Product: methyltransferase domain containing protein
Exons: 6
Coding region: 1-993 (330 amino acids)
Molecular function (GO): protein-L-histidine N-pros-methyltransferase activity
Source: RefSeq, a predicted model, not a curated record